Molecule: messenger RNA, 5109 nt
Organism: Clupea harengus (Atlantic herring)
Lineage: Eukaryota; Metazoa; Chordata; Actinopteri; Clupeiformes; Clupeidae
Gene: mecom
Product: MDS1 and EVI1 complex locus
Biological process (GO): regulation of gene expression
Cellular component (GO): nucleus
Molecular function (GO): protein binding
Source: RefSeq, a predicted model, not a curated record
GACUGCUGAAAUUACGAAAAAUGCAACUAAUAAUAACAGCAAAUAAUAAUACUACUAAUAAUAACGAUAAUAAUAACAACAAUUAAAUAAUAAUAAUACAAAGAACAAGAGCAAAAAUGUGAGGUUGUGUCUCAAAUUAUUCAGCCGUUUUUGUAUAUAAAUGAUGAAUGCAGAAGAUGCUGUACGUUUUUUUGUUUACUUUCAACGCUGUGCGGGACAUUUCUCACGCACUUUCGCGGGCGGAGAGAGGCAUCACCCAGCCGUGACUCAUUCAUCAAGCGUUUUCCCCAUGAAGCACUUUUUCCCACCUCCGAUUAUCACACCUUAUUAGAGCGCUGUUUUAAACGCUGAAAGAUCAUUUAUUAGGAUCCAGGGACAUUUCGGGGGAUUGCAAUUUAGCCCGCGAGUAAUGGAGCCGCUGCGUGCCGCACGGCAAUGGGCAUUAAUUCGGGGUUGCUACUUAACAGAUUAAUAAUUGUCACUGCUGCCAAAAAGAGGAAAGUAAAAAAAAAAUCACAAGACCUCUCGGCUCUGACUGCACACGCGCCGGAGAGGGAAUAGAGAGAGGUGUGUGAGUGGGGUGUGCACUUUCAGUUUUCAUUCAAUCGGGAUUAUUCAUAAUGAUGGUCAAAUCACAAUUAAAAUGUAUAAAACUUUAAUAAAACAGAUUUUUUACAUCUGGUUAGUUUGCCCGAACAAUGAUUAAUGCGUUUCAAUUGAAAUGGAUGAAAGUCCAGCGUGCUUGAGCCUCCAGAGCGCUCCAUUAUAAUUAAUGUCUUCGGUUUGCUCGUGGACCCGGGGGUCGCGGACGGCUUCGACUCGCGCUCAGUGAUCUUUGAAGAUCUGACACCGAAAAGAGGGAUCUCGCAGCGAUUGCCAUCUGACAAGAUCAGUAAUAGCGAGUGUGAUAAAUCGGUGCAAACUUUUUUGGCGGCGCCUGCCAGUUUGAGGAGGGGGGGCUGUGCGCAUGUGCGAAGGUGUCCAAACUGACAAUGCUGGAGAGAUAGCGAGUCCGGAUUGAGAAUCAGAGAGAGUAAAGAAGGACAUAGGAGAAAAAAAAACAAAAAGGAGGAAAAAGGAUCCAAGAAGAAAAAAAAUACAUACUCAAACAAACCAACCCCGCGCCGAAAGAGCCGGCACCAUGAGGUCCAAAGGCAGGGCUCGGAAGCUGGCCACGGCAGAUAGCGGAGCCUUCUCCCUUCUACCAUCCGACGUUCUGGACGAAAUGGGCAUGGUCGACGGAGACCCCACCCUCCUGCCCCCCGUCGCCGGGAACGACCUUCUCUCCCCUGUCCUGUCGGGUGAAGUGGGUUCCCCUCUCGACCGCUCCCCCUUCCAGGCCUCCAUGUUUCUCUCUGAGGGGGAGGGGGAGAUGGCGGGAGCGAUGCCCGAGGUGGAGCUGCACGAGUCGGGCGCGUGGCCGGGGGCGCUGGGUGUGUGGAGCCGCAGGAGGAUGGAAGUUGGGGAGAGGCUGGGACCAUGCGGAGGCUGGGACCGUGUGGGGCUCACACAAGCACAAGACUGGGAGCUGGAUGGGGAGUCUCAGGUGAGGCAGUGGGAGGGCAGCGGCGGGGACAGCAGAAGUUGGCUCAGGCACAUCCAGAUCUCCCCAUCGCCACGGCAACACAACCUGACCACCUGCCAGCUUCAUGAUCAGAUAUUUUAUCGUGUGAUACGAGAGAUCCAACCUGGUGAGGAGCUGCUGUUGUUCAUGAAGGCGGAGGAGUUUCCAUGUGAGGUGAUGGCUCCUGAUAUACACGAGGAGAGGCAGUAUCGCUGUGAGGACUGCGACCAGCUCUUUGAGUCUCGCUCCGAGCUGCUGGACCACCAGACGCAGCCGUGCGGGACCCCCCCCUCCAGCCUGUCGCUCCUGGCCGAGCAAGGCCUGCCUAGCGCGGGGGAGGGCAGCGAGCCCGAGCCCCCCCACCACCAUCACCACCACUCGCACGACCUGCACGACCAGGACGCCUUGCAACACGUGUGCGGGGAGUGUGACCAGGUGUUCCCUGACUCUCAAAGUCUGGAGGCUCACUCCCUAUCCCACUCUGAAGAGAGGGAGUAUAAGUGUGACCAGUGUCCCAAGGCCUUCAACUGGAAAUCGAACCUGAUUCGCCACCAGAUGUCACAUGACAGUGGCAAGCACUAUGAAUGUGAAAACUGCACAAAGCAGGUGUUCACGGACCCCAGCAACCUGCAGAGGCACAUCCGCUCGCAGCAUGUGGGGGCGCGGGCCCACGCCUGCACCGACUGCGGCAAGACCUUCGCCACGUCCUCGGGCCUCAAGCAGCACAAGCACAUCCACAGCAGUGUCAAGCCCUUUGCAUGUAAGUCUUUCACAGCCCCCAAACGCGAGGUGUGCCACAAGUCCUACACACAGUUCUCCAACCUGUGCCGGCACAAGCGCAUGCACGCCGACUGCCGCACGCAGAUCAAGUGCAAGGACUGCGGCCAGCUCUUCAGCACCACGUCCUCGCUGAACAAGCACCGGCGCUUCUGCGAGGGCAAGGCCCACUUCCCCUCCGCUGGCAUAGGGGGGCUCUUCGGGGCCACCCUUCCCAUGGGCGGACACCCGGACAAGCCCCAAUUGGCCGCGCUGGGCCACGCCGGUGCCGGGUUGGCCGAUUACUUCGGAGGUGGGCGGCACCACCACCCGGGGGCGGGCUUGACAUUCCCGGCAUCGCCGUCGUUCCCUUUCGGGUUUCCGGGACUGUUCGCGUCCGGCUUGUACCCUCAGCACCCCACCGGACCGGCGUCGCAUCACCAGGCCCUGGCACACACUCAACACCGGCUGGGCCUCCUUAACCCUCCAGCAGCCGCCUCCUCGCCUGGGAAAGAGCACCCCCUGCUGUCCCCGAGUGCAGCCCACCGCUCUCAGGCCGACCCAGCGAAGCGCAAGGAAGAGGGCCGAGGCGGGGAGGAGGUGUCUGUGGGGCUCCGCGAGGGCUCGUCCUCCUCGUCCAAUCAGAGGCACUCCAACGGCAGCGGGGGAGGAGCCAGCAAGGGCAGCGACCAGUCGGAGAGCAGCGACGACGUGGACGACGUGAGCACGCCCAGCGGCAGCGAGCUGGAGACCAGCUCAGAGGCGUCGGAGCCGGACAGCGAGGGCGAGGGCGAGGGCGAGCGGGACGGGGAGGGGCGCAGGAGGAGCAAGGCCGCCGCGAGGACUCCGCCCAACGGGGCGGGGCUGGCGGGGCUGGCGGGGCUGUUGCAGCCACCGCUGGAUGAGCGGUCGGCCGUCUCCGGUGCGGUCAGCGACUCCAUCAAGGCCAUCGCCUCCAUCGCCGAGAAGUACUUUGGCUCAGCCGGCCUGGCGGGGCUCGGCGGUGCGGACAGGAAGAUGGCGGGGGCCGGGGGAGGAGCACUACCCUACCCCUCGGUCUUCCCCCUCUCCCUCUUUCCAGCAUUUUCUGCCGCCACCUCCGUCUGUCCGCCGUUCCCGGAGCGUGACCCUCCGUUGGUCCCGGCAAGCCCCGCCCCUGCCCCGGAGUCGCCCUUUGACCUCAGCACAGCCAGGCGCAAAGACGAGCGGCCGGCGAAUACUGAGCCCACACACUCCAGACCUGAACCACGCCCACAGCCAACUGCAGCCAAUCCGGACCAGCCGCUGGACCUGAGUCUGGGCGGCCGCAGUCGCACUCGGGCCAAAGGGGAGGAGACAAGGAGGAGCCACGUGUUUGGAGGAGAGGAGCGGCCAGAGAUGGCCCCGCCCAAAGCAGACUCCUCCCUCCAGCACGCUAGACCCACCCCUUUCUUCAUGGACCCCAUUUACAGCAGGGUUGAGAAGAGGAAGGUGAGCGAUCCGUUUGAGACGCUGAAGGACAAGUACAUGCGCCCGGCGCCUGGCUUCCUGUUCCACCCUCAGUUCCGCAUGCCGGACCAGAGAACAUGGAUGUCAGCGAUUGAGAAUAUGGCGGAGAAGCUGGAGUCCUUCGGCUCCCUCAAACCGGACGCUGGUGACAUCAUGCGCUCGGUACCCUCCAUGUUUGACUUCCGCGCCCCGCCUCCCACCCUGCCGGAGUCUCUGCUGCGCAAAGGCAAGGAACGCUACACCUGCAGGUACUGUGGUAAAAUAUUCCCCCGGUCGGCCAACCUUACCCGCCAUCUGAGGACACAUACAGGAGAACAGCCUUAUAGGUGUAAGUACUGUGACCGCUCCUUCAGUAUCUCCUCCAACCUGCAGCGCCACAUCAGGAACAUCCACAACAAGGAGAAGCCCUUCAAGUGCCACCUGUGUGACCGCUGCUUCGGCCAGCAGACCAACCUCGACCGCCACCUCAAGAAGCAUGAGAACGGAAACUUGUCGGGCACAGCCAUGUCGUCCCCCCGGUCUGAGCUGGACAGCAGCAGUGCCAUCCUGGAUGACAAGGAGGAUUCCUACUUCAACGAGAUCCGCAACUUUAUCAGCAACACUGGCCAGAGACAGACCACCUCGCCACCACACUCUGAGGAAGGAAUCAAUGGCGCCCAUUUUGAAGAGGACAAAGGCCUGAUCCCUAACCAAGAGUCACGUGACCUGGAGGAAGAGGAAGGGGAGGAGCUGGGAGCAGAGGAGGAGGAAGGGGAACAGAGUAAUGUCACGGGCAAGCCUGUGGAUGAUGAACUCCCUAGCAACCUGGUUGACGAUGACGCCAUCCGAGACGAGAUGGACUUUGAUGGGCCCAACGAUCUGGAGCUCAACUGCAAAACUUCCCCAAGGAGGCUUGAGGAAGAGGGGGAGGAGGAAGAGCAGGACUCAUUCUCCGCUCUGGAUCACAUCCGCCACUUCUCCGACAUGCGCAAGAUGGAGGACAGAGAAUUUGGUGAAGGUGACGUCACUGGGUUUGGCUCCGCCCACCUGUCAGAGGCUGUCAAGCAGCCGCUUUACAGGAAGUCCAAGUCCCAGGCGUAUGCCAUGAUGCUGUCUCUGGCCGAUAAGGACUCCCUCCAUGCCGGAGCCCACACCCCCUCCACCAUGUGGCACAGCCUGGCACGCGCCGCCGCCGAGUCCAGCGCCAUCCAGUCGCUGAGCCACGUAUGAGACGCCUCCCGCGCUCGCUCCAUGACGAUGACCUCUGACCUGCCGCCUCUCACCUCUCCUCUUCCAGCCUGACCCCCCGCCGCCCGCCCCCC